This is a messenger RNA of Rhopilema esculentum, 3617 nucleotides long. The record is from RefSeq and is a predicted model, not a curated record. NCBI's taxonomy places the organism in Eukaryota, Metazoa, Cnidaria, Scyphozoa, Rhizostomeae, Rhizostomatidae.
AUAGAGAUCACUGGCACGAAUCUUGUAACGAGCGCUAAAUGGUAACGAUAAAGGCCCUCUUCCCACUCUGUGUAUCUUGUAUCGUAAGUUUGGAUUUAAAGUCAUGGAAACAAAUGGAUAUCUUCUUAAAAUUAUCAUAGCUAACAUUUGAAUCAUGGGAAAAUGGCAUAGUUAAUGGCUGAGAUGAGUUUAUGCCCCAGUGUUUGGUAACCUCGCUUUUCAGCAAGAUAUCAGGUAGGACAAGUGUUGAAGUUUCCAGCGUGGGAACGCAAAGUGAUUGGUCCGCCGGGAUGGUUAUAAAAAUGCAGACUUGCAUCGAAGUCUCACUUGAGUGCUAGCAGGCAAGCGAGACAGACACAAUUUCUAAAGAAAGACUAUCACCAAAGUGAAUUUGCAAUCAAGAAAAUGUAUGCUAGAAGCAAAAUACUCUUUGCUGUUGCUGUAAUUGCAUUCUUAAUCAUAGAUGACAUAUCAGGGAAGUGCUCAUCGUACCAAGAAGUUGCUGCUUGUAAAAGUAUUUUGGAUGGGAUUCAAGGCAGCGACUCAAAAGAGUGUGAUAUCGCGGAGAACUGCCUCAAAAGACUGUCAUGUUGCUGUUCACCAGACAUGCCAUUGCAAGAAAGGCUACGUUGUAGUGUGACAAGGCGUAACAUCGGUUACGACAUAUUUCGAUUGAACUAUAUCUGCAAGCGACUCGUUGUUCAGCAACCAGCAUCACCCACCUGCUAAAUUGCAGCAUACUGCAGAAAUAUACUGCAAUGACGUCAGCUGUUGUAUAUCAUAUACCUGUAAUUGUUUUAGUUCGAUAUUUACCCACCGCAGACAAUGACUUCAUAGGCACGUUAACACAGCUCCAAGCUGCGUAAUGAAGAAACCAAGUAUUAGCAAGAUGGGCAGUACAAAGCAAGUCCUUUGUUACUAGUAUACUAGCAAACCUUUAGAAAUUAGUUACCAGUAGAACAUUAACAGGCUAGCUAGACGAUAUUUCUUAUUGAUUUCAUGUUCGCAGACGAAAACGUCUCCAGGCAAAGCAACCCAUAUAGAAGCAUGUCCGCAGGCAAGUGUCAAAUUGCCUUCAGAUAAACUCUCCUAUGGUUCUGGCAAAUGUUGAAAAACCUAAAUCUGCUGAAAAAUCUAUAUAAACAAUAAUAUUUGUCCCAUUCCGAAAAAUACCUUGCCAUAUAGAGUGCCUGAUGCAGUAAACGGGAGGAUUUGCUAAUUCUACUGCUAAGAACAACCAAAGUUUUCAUUACCUUAUGCAGUGGCGUCAUCAAGUCCACCCCAGGAUUUAACGAAAACUCCGAACUCCCUUCAUAGUCGCCUACUUGUUUUUGCAAGUGAUAGAGUGUCCUUCUCAACAUACCCCAAAAAAAACUCUAGGAAACUCUAGUUCAAGCCAGAAACAGUCGUUGAAGUUUUCGUUACUGCAUUGCAUUGCUGUUUAAUACUAUAUCGUGAAUUAAUCGACAUAUAUACAAUUGUAUAGGAAGAAAACAUACCUUUGUUAACAUCUUUAUGUUAGCUAUAAGGAAAUGUUAAUGUAAAUUUUUAUAUUCAUGAUGCAUAUUAUUAAGAGAAAGAUUAUACAUGUAUCUUACACCAAACAAAAGUAAUUUAUUUUGUUGUAAAUAUGUUAGCCACAUGGUUCCAAGAACACCAACAUAUAAAUGAUUGCUCUUUGUCCCUAAGAUUCUUUCAAAAUUGUUCGCUCUCUUCCAAAAUGGUUUCGAAAAUUUUUGCAAUUGAACGAUAAUUGGAAUACUAAACCAUUGAUGAAUAUUGAGUUACUACACUAUGUGUAGUUGAUGGGAGCAUGUGUGCUCUUUGUUUUAUAUUUAGAUAUAAAAUAUAUUUUACAAAGUGAGAAAAUCAAAAAGAAUAUGUUCACCCGAUAAUGGCUGAGAGGUUAUUGAAUAGAAUCUAUUCUUUUAAUUUAAAGGAAUUUGCCAUUUUUUAAUUUGAAUAACGUUUGCAAUAUCAAUUACGUAUAGCAAAGGUAAAUAUUAUUAGAUUGUAUACAUGUUACAAUUAUGCAACCUGCUUCACAAUAUUGAUACCAACAGAUAAUGUUGCUGCAUCUGUUGGUUUCUUAUUGUAUACCUAUGGAAGGUACGGGGGACUGUUUCCAGUAGAAGGGGGUCUUAGGGAUGUAUUGGCUUGGAAGAACUUGAAUAUAUUUUGGUAUUCUGUCGAAAAAAAAUUAAGGUAAUGUCUAUCUACUGCCCGAUCUAAAUUUCACCUCCUAGUGGGCUCCUGAACAGUCUUCUUGCUAAUCCUUUAUUCUGGGUAGUGAUUCUCGUAAUGACAAAAUACAAGAAAAAGAAGUCGCGCAGCGAAGAGCGUCAUAGAGACACUUUUGUCUCUUUCCCUCUUUUCUUUCUAUUGAUUUGCUAGCGCAACGAUACAGGUGUCUUAAAUUGCUGUAAGUGGAAUUCAAGGAGGGCGCUAGAUGUGCCCUUUUCCCUACCCUGGGUACCAGACUCACUAUAUAGUGAGUCUGGUACCUAGGGUACCUUUUCCCCUAUAACCGGCAACAUAAAAGUGCACAUGACCUAACGAUAGGUUGUUUUAUCUGAUUAUUUGAAAAGUGGUGCAGUUUGAUACUGCGUUCUGUCUAAUACACUUUUUUUACUUUAAGACCGUUUCAUACUGCGCUCUGCCUAAUACACUCUUUUUUUGUAGAACAAUUUCACAAGAACACGAGCCUCAAAAUUGGUCAAAAGUUAAGAACAAAUUAAGAACAAGCUGAGGCUGAGCUUCUGGAAAAUGCAAAACAACCUUUUUAUUUCAAAAUCGAGGAUUUUAAGCAAUGUGUGGGUGCUUUUUCGGUGAAUAUUCAAAUUUAUCAGCAAAUUAAGGCUGUCUCACUCGCUUUGUUGGCAAAUGAGGCCUGAACACCACCCUAGAGCGAAAAGCUAGCACUCGCACUGCUAACACCAUAUUAGAUUAAAAACAAAUUAAGAACAAUCCAGCCUCAGAUUUUCAAAGAAAUAAGGAACAGUCAGUCUGAACUUAAAUUUAUUGAUUCUUAUAAAAAAGUGCAUAGAGAUAUCACCACCGGGUUGAAAUGACCAUGCCAGUUUACCCAACGGUCGAUUAUCCUACUUAUCGCAAUCAGCUGAAAAACAAUAGCCUUGCUAUCAUGUUAAGAUAAAGGAUAGGAAAUAUGAACUUUGGCUUGUGAUUUAGCCUAUGUUUCCUCAGCAGUGGUAGUGGCAAGGAGGGUAUAUGGGGGGAUGGGGUAAUUAUAUUCGCCAAUACAUAGUCCACGAAUUUUUUCUAGAAAUUGAAUCAAGAAGGGUUAGGUAGAGGUAGGUCAUUUUUUCGCCUUAGGAAAAUUCUCCUGGUACAAAGCACUAAAACGAGGCAAAAGGGCGUGGUCUCACUGAUUACGCCCAUAUCCUUCCCAUUCUGCGGUAGCUGGCGUCGCCAUUGCAAUAUUCCCUGUAAUGAAUUUACUCACAUCUUGCAGCAUCAAUCUUUGCUACUAAGAGUUUGAGACGGCAAACUUCAAAUGUGAAUAUUUAUAUAAUUCUUCUCCCAAUUUCUCGAUUCCCCCCUAAUUUCCCAAUUCCCCGCCCAAUUGCUUAGGCUCUUGAUUUCUUGGCCACAAGAUC